This is a messenger RNA of Baudoinia panamericana UAMH 10762, 1148 nucleotides long. RefSeq lists its product as uncharacterized. NCBI's taxonomy places the organism in Eukaryota, Fungi, Ascomycota, Dothideomycetes, Mycosphaerellales, Teratosphaeriaceae. Gene Ontology annotation, biological process: nuclear mRNA surveillance; poly(A)-dependent snoRNA 3'-end processing; rRNA catabolic process. Bases 134 to 895 code for a protein of 253 amino acids. Gene Ontology annotation, cellular component: nucleolus; cytoplasmic exosome (RNase complex); nuclear exosome (RNase complex). The record is from RefSeq and is a predicted model, not a curated record. The transcript has a single exon.
AAUCGUGUCAAAGUGGGGCAAACUCUGAGCGCGCCGGAUCUGCAAGCACUCAAACCCGCCCCGCCAUCGCAGAUCUGCUCAAUUCCUGACCAUCCAUCGUUACGGCAAACCCCCCCCCGAACUCUCACACAAUAUGCCCCUCGACACCUCCACCUACGCCCUCGCCCACCUCCGCCUGGACGGCCGCCGUUGGAACGAGCUCCGCCGCUUGCACGCCUCCCUCUCCGUUCAAUCCUCCUCCGACGGCUCCGCCUACCUCGAACAAGGCAACACUAAGAUACUCGCCACUGUCUCCGGCCCGCAAGAACCAGUGCGCCGAACCGGACGAGACGGAUCGAGCGAAGCGAAGAUAGAGGUUGAGGUGAAUGUGACGCCUUUCUCGGGUACGGACCGGAAGAGGAGGGCGAAAGGUGAGAAGCGGGUGCAGGAGCUGCAACUUACCGUCGCGAGGGCGUUUCAGGGAGUGGUGUUGGGGCAUCUGUACCCGCACAGUGUGGUCGAGGUGCGGUUGCAUGUGUUGUCGCAAGACGGCUCACUGCUUGCCGCGUGCCUCAACGCUGCAACGCUUGCGCUUAUCGAUGCCGGCAUACCCAUGACGGACUAUAUUGCGGCCUGCACUGUCGCUUCUUCACCCUCCAGCGAUCAGAGUAUUGACGACUCGGACCCGCUGCUGGACCUCAAUGGACUCGAGGAGCAGGAGUUGCCGUUCCUGAGCAUUGCAACAAGUGGAGAGGAAGGGAAGGUGUGUGUGUUGAUGAUGGAGACGAAGGUGCAGAUGGCGAGAUUGGAGGCCAUGGUGAGCGUGGGGCUGGAUGGAUGUGGGCAGAUUAGAGGCAUUCUGGACGAGGUAGUGAGGCAGCAUGGGAAGCGGGUGCUGGAGGCGAAAGUCGGGUGAGCGUUCGGUGCGAAAGCUGAUGGAAGCGGUCUCCUAACCUUGACUGUGCACGAAAUUCAACAUCGGAACUGGAGACAGCACGGUGUCAUGCUGCCACAGCACGUCGUGCGGUCAACGUCGGUGAUGGGAGAGCCGUGCUUGGCGAAUGCCACCAUCGACUGGCUAUGGCAGCGUGCAUUACAUCCACGUCACUGUCCCUCUGUUGUGUAGCACAAAGCACAAAACAGUACGGCUUCCUGAUCUUCUCUGCAGC